This is a messenger RNA of Kwoniella shivajii, 2547 nucleotides long. RefSeq lists its product as uncharacterized. Gene Ontology annotation, biological process: microtubule-based movement. NCBI's taxonomy places the organism in Eukaryota, Fungi, Basidiomycota, Tremellomycetes, Tremellales, Cryptococcaceae. The record is from RefSeq and is a predicted model, not a curated record. Gene Ontology annotation, molecular function: ATP binding; microtubule binding; microtubule motor activity. The transcript has 12 exons. Bases 1 to 2547 code for a protein of 848 amino acids.
AUGGACGCCCAUGCAAGGGCACGUAUGCCACCACCGCAUCAGACACCCAAACUAUCAUCUCGAUCGAAGAUCAUAGUACCCAAAACACCAGCUCAUCUAAAAUCACCACCACUGACAACAUCGAACAACUCGAAUACACCUCAUCAUACCGAAACCCUUUCAAACAUGCUCUCCCCGAAAGAAGGAUCAACGAGGCUGAAGAUCAAAUCAGCUACUACCCCAGAAGCGAAAAGUAGGUUAUUGAUCAAGCCUCUCGGUGCCCGUGCUCAAGCACCACGAGUCAAUGAUACUCUUGCUGCACCGUCCAUGAGGCUGGUCAACAAACCAGCAUCACCCGACUAUGUGCCCACCCUAGCAGAUGAGGGAUGGAUGUCGGCGGAUCACGGUGAUGUCGACUCUACGCCAACCAUGGGAUUUGAUGGAUAUGAAGAUGAGAUGGCCGAAACGGAGGCGGUCUUGAUAUCUGUCAGAGUACGACCACCAAAUCCUGUUGAGAUUCGAGCCGACGCAGGCUGUGUUUGGACAAUGCCUGAACAUGAUGAACACUUGCUUAAGCUAGCCAAAGGCACGGAGGGAAGUAGAGAAGACAGAGAUUGGAUAUUCGAUCGUAUCCUUCCACCCCACUCGGAUAACAGCAGAUGUUAUGGUACUUCUGCUCGACGACACGUUCGGUCUGCAAUGGAAGGAUAUAACGCUGUGAUAUUCGCAUAUGGUCAGACCGCUUCCGGUAAAACUCAUACACUGAGCGGUUCAUCGAUGGAACCUGGUAUAAUUCCAUUGGCAAUAUCAGAUUUAUUCGCUCAAAUUCGAUCUACCCCAGAUAGAGAAUUCUUACUGAGAGCGUCUUAUCUGGAAUUGUAUAACGAAACGAUCAUCGACCUGCUUUCACCCGUUGCUGGAAAUGAGUUACAACUGAGUGAAGGUAAAAAGGGCGUUGUCAUCAACGGGUUGACUGAAGUUGCCGUGAGGACCGAACAGGACGUCAAAAGAUUGUUGAGAUCAGGUGAAGAUAGACGAAAAGUCGGAGCAACUGAUUGGAAUGCCAGAAGUUCUCGAAGCCAUUGUGUUUUCCGCAUUGCAAUCGAAUCAAGAGGUAGAAAUGCAGCUGUCGAAGAGCCUCCAAUCGGAGCAAGAACUCCUGGUGGCAGACUCAAGACCGCAGGUGAUAAAAUGACUAGAAUCAGUAAUCUGUCUAUCAUCGAUUUGGCUGGAUCGGAGAAACACACUUCUUCAAAAGAACGUAAUGCAGAAGGAAAACACAUCAACCAGUCUCUGUUAACGCUUAAAUUGGUCAUCUCCAAACUUGCUGAUUUGGCGUCCAAGAGGAAUGUCACCCAUGUACCCUACCGAGAUAGUAAACUCACUCGACUACUCCAAAAUUCGCUUUCCGGUGAUGCUUUAAUCUCGGUGAUUUGCACCAUUUCCCCUUCAAAUCUGAAUCUGGCCGAAUCUAUAUCAACGCUUGCAUUCGCCCAAGGUCUAAAGAGAGUAGUCUUGAAAGCUCAGAAGAAGGAGGUGGUAGAUCCACAUGCUCUGAUACAGCAAUACCAGAGUGAAAUCGCUGAAUUGAGAGCUCAACUCAGAGAGAAAGAAGUCAGUGGUGGUAAUAAAACUGAUAGCCAAAACAAUGAGGCCAUGGAGAAGAGACUGAAUGAACUCAAGAGUAUGAUUUUGACAUCUGUUAAUGUCAAUUCACCAAACCCGGAGGAUAAUUCAACGAUGAUACCCCCCAGUCCAGCGAAGAUGAAAUAUCCUAAACUCGAAUACGAUAGACCUUCUGCUGAGCUGCUAGAAGAGCUUCACGCUGAGCAGCUUCAUCGUGCAGAAUUGGAAGAUGAAGUGGCUAGGCUCAAAGCUGAAUUAGCUACUAGACCUGUGGAGCCUAACAAGGAGAUAGUGCAAUUGCGAAAUGAAGUUGCUGAAUUGAGGUUGAUCGCGGACGACUACGAACGGCAUCUCCUUGAGCCGUCGCGCAAAGUCCGAGCAGAUGUCGAAAAAGAGUUUAUGGACAAGAUGAAGACGCUGGAAAAUCAGUUGGAUAGUAAGAAGAUUUGGGCGAAUAGAUUGGACGAGAAUGUCAGGUUCCUCACUCAGGAGAACAAGGCUUUAGAAGGGCGAUGUCAAGAAGCCGAAUCUAAAGUAUUACAAAUAAUCGAAUUCAUCAACUUGGCAUUAUUACCUUCAGAUCCUACAUCUUCUGGCCUUUACCCGAUAUCAGAAUUUGAACGUGAGAUAACACCACCGUCUGAUAUACCAACAUUGGUGGUCUCAGAUGAUUUCUCACCUUCACCUUCUAUGCAAGUUGGGAAAUCAACGUUGACGUUAUCUGCCUCUAAAAUGAGAGCUACUUUCUCACAAAUGGAUUUGGCUAAUUUCAAUGACAAAUUCGCCACUUUAACUGUGAAUAAGAAAAGUAAAGGAAAAGGAUUGGGGAUUUCAACUGGUCCACCAGGAGGAGGGGGAUGGAAUGGUAAGAUGAUAAGAGAAGAAAGUAGCUUUGCAUUAGCUGAAGUUGCGGGUGAUGAGUAUGACGAUGACAUGUUUUAG